AAGAUCCUGAGUAUGCUUCCAUCCCAGUCCAUCAGUUUGCAGACCAUGUAGCCAAAUUACAUGCUGAUGGUGAUCAUGGGUUUUCUGGAGAGUAUCAGGCCAUCCAACAAGCUACUGACCUUGAUUUGUCCUUUCAACAUUCCCAGAUGGUUGAAAACAAGAACAAAAACAGAUAUGUUAACAUUGUUGCUUAUGACCACAGUCGUGUUAUAUUAAAACCUUUGCCUGUACAGAAGAGGUUUUCUGAUUAUAUUAAUGCCAACUACAUAGAUGGUUAUGGAAAAGCACGAGCCUACAUUGGCACUCAAGGACCAUUACCUUCAACAUUUGAUGACUACUGGCGUAUGAUUUGGGAACAGCGAGUUUACAUCAUUGUGAUGAUUACAAACCUUGUAGAACGAGGACGAAGAAAAUGUGACAUGUAUUGGCCCAAAGAAGGGAAUGAAGUGUAUGGCAUCAUUCAAGUGAAGAUGAUCAGUGAGGUUACCAUGGCAACUUACACACUUCGUACCUUUACUAUUCGAAACCUCAAGAUUAAAAAAGUAAAAACAAAUUUUCUAAUAUAAAUAAAGGAACAUUGGAAACAAUUUUAUUAUUUGGUUAAUGCUGGGGUUGGUAGGACUGGGACAUACAUAGUUAUUGAUGCUAUGUUAAAGCAAAUCAGCCAUCGACAAAGUAUAAACGUAUUUGGUUAUCUAAAGCACAUACGACAGCAGAGGAACUUUCUGGUUCAGACAGAGGAUCAGUAUAUCUUUAUCCACGAUGCUUUGCUCGAGGCUAUUGAGAGUGGAGAUACUGAAGUUUCAGGGAACCAACUGCCUCGCUACAUCCAGAUGCUACAGACAGCUGAUAGUGUAGAUGGAGAGAAGGGCCACUGGCCUUUACUGGAAAAACAGUUUAAGUUGGUGACAGCAUACAAACCUAAAGACUUCAGUCUAACAUCUGCAAUGAAGUCUUGCAAUAAGUUGAAGAACCGAUCUCUAGAUUUAUUACCUAUGGAGUCAUACAGAGUCCACAUCACUCCAAAACCAGGAACAGAUGGUUCAGAUUACAUUAAUGCUACUUUCCUUCCAGGUUUCAACAAGCUGCGGGAAUUUAUUGUGACACAGCAUCCAGCUUAUGAUAGCAUUGCAGACUUCUGGCAGAUGGUAUGGGACCAUAACUCCCAAACAAUUGUCCUGUUAUCACCAGUGGAUGAAAAGGAAUAUCCAUCUUUCUGGCCAGGAAAGGAUGAAGAGCAUGAUUAUAGCACGUUUAUUGUGAAGCUGACUGAGGAGUGUUCUCAGGAAAACUUCAUUACAAGGGACUUUAUUCUUCAGGCUGUUGAAGAUGAGUAUGAAGUGAUGUGUCGGAUUAUACAAUGUGCUGGUUGGCCAGAGUCCUGUUCUCCACUCAGUAGUGUGUUUGAUCUGAUUAAUGUAGUUCAAGACUGGCAUUUGGAAUACCAGAAUGGGCCUAUGGUGGUCAUUGAUAGAUUUGGAGGCACAGAAGCUGGGACAUUCUGUUGUCUGUCAACACUCUUCAAGCAGUUCAAAUAUGAGCACUCUGUUGAUGUGUAUAUGUAUGCCAAACUCUACCAUACUUGUAGGCCUGGUAUUUGGAAGACUCAGGAUGAUUAUCUUUUCCUUUACCGUGCUUUGGAAAGCAAGACUGAGAAUAACACUCAUAUUGAAACUGAGCCCUGUUUAGCCAACCCUGUGGUCCCAACUAAUGGGCAUCUCACCAGUAAUGGACAUGUGGUGAAGUUGGAUACCAGUUCCCAAAAGAGUGACAGCCCAGCUUGAUAGUUCUUAAAUAAAAAAUACUUUCAUCUUGUUUUCUGUGGUGUAGAGAUAUGAAGAAAGUACCAGUAACUUCGCAUAAAGUCAUAAGUGUAUCUUUGCUCUGUGGGAAAACUGACAAACAACAUAUUAUCUGUGCUUGAAUAUGAAGACAAUGUCAACUAUUUGUGUAUGUAGCAAAGUAUCUCUCAACUUCUAAGUGUAAAUGAAGUACUACUAAUGUGUAAGUGUGAAUAUGGUACUAUUAAACUUCUUUAAGUAUAAUGGAAAUACCACAAGCAUAUAAGUUUAAAAAUGCACCCAACAACGUUUUGGAACAAUAAAAUCAAGUAUUCAUGUAGUAUUACAGUAAAAUUCUGAGUGUGAAAUGACAGCCAACAACUGAUGUUUUUAUUGUGUGAAUAAAAAAUGAUAUCUAACAAUCUACAGGAUUGUGGAUACAGAGCUUUUUGAAGUGGCUUUGUAAUUAUCAUCAGACAUUUGCCAGUUACAAGACAAUGUUGUCCAGUGUACAC
Limulus polyphemus (Atlantic horseshoe crab) is the source of this 2296-nucleotide messenger RNA. RefSeq names its product tyrosine-protein phosphatase 99A-like. Gene Ontology annotation, molecular function: protein tyrosine phosphatase activity. Gene Ontology annotation, biological process: protein dephosphorylation. The annotation marks the transcript as partial. The record is from RefSeq and is a predicted model, not a curated record. Lineage: Eukaryota; Metazoa; Arthropoda; Merostomata; Xiphosura; Limulidae. The transcript has 12 exons.